AUGGUGGCAUUGACACAUGAAAAUCAUGCUGCAACGGAGAAUACGAUCCAUACUGGAUUGGAGAGAAUUGUUGAAGGAUGCCGAUUUAUGGUGAAGAUGACCACACAGGAUGAAUACAAGGUGAUGCUGGUUCGCUGUGAUCCAUAUCGCUUCUAUGUGCACUACAUUGAUUGCAACAGAAGACUCGAUGAAUGGAAGGGAAAGGAAGGAUUAAUUGUGCAAGCAGUGAAAAGCACAUCGGCAUCAGCAUCACCAGAACGUGAAAUGAGCAAGGAAAGCGCGGCAAUGCGAAAAACAAAGGCAGCCGCUAUGGAUGAGGAUAGUCAGGACGGGAUGGCACAGAUUGGUUCGUCAUUAGAAGCUUUUGAUCUUUUGUUUUGGUCUUGUAUUGAUUUGCCGAAUGUGUGCGUACUUACUGAUACUUACUAUUACAAUACGCAUGUUGUGGAAGGCUUCUCUGAAGAGGGUGACAUUAGCAGAAAUGUUUUGAGCUUUUGA
Messenger RNA from Cylicocyclus nassatus, 498 nucleotides. Lineage: Eukaryota; Metazoa; Nematoda; Chromadorea; Rhabditida; Strongylidae. The record is from the annotation of a GenBank genome assembly.